AUCAUGCGCAGCUUAUCGUCUACAGAACCACGUGAGCUUGUCCUUUAAGUUUCCGAGACCUUAGGGGUUUGACUGAGGGGGUCUGGUCCCCUCAAAAUCAACCAUCUAGAACUUCAUUAACAGUUGCACCAUUGCCAGACACAGCCCCACUUUUUAAAUCACCAUGGGGAAGAGCAUGCGGAGUAAACGGAAGCAGAAGCUGAAGCGCGAGAGAAAGGAGAAGUUCAAAGUGAAGGAAGUCAAGAGGCUGAAGGACAUGCUGCGCGCGGCGGGAGAGGACGUGGACGGCACCACCGAGGCAGUGAUGACCGACGCCGAAACCUUGAAGGCCCGGAAGGCGGCCAGCCGGCCGGCGCCGCUGGCCGACGGCGAGGAGGCCAUGGAGGUGACCAAGGCGAAGCCCCAGUUCCAUCCGGUCACGCUGCGGAACGAGCACGGCAACUACCCCGUCUGGAUGAACCGGCGACAAAUCAAGCGGCACAAGAAGCUCACCUCCAAAAACGCAGCCGAGGGCUACACCAAGGGCAAGAAGCGGAAGAAGUUGUAGGAGUGUUCUGUUCCUUUUGAAUGUGACCCGCUGCUUUUGAUGCUGGAUAGGGACAGAGUUGUUGGUUUCAUAGGACCAUUUACAGUUGUUUUUCCAGUCCGCUGGGGGAUGCUCUUCUCACCAUGUCAUGCCAUUCGUGGAGGAUGUUGGACAAAUACAACCCGCAGGUCCCA
Molecule: messenger RNA, 720 nt
Organism: Pollicipes pollicipes
Lineage: Eukaryota; Metazoa; Arthropoda; Thecostraca; Pollicipedomorpha; Pollicipedidae
Product: protein LLP
Exons: 3
Coding region: 164-547 (127 amino acids)
Biological process (GO): dendrite extension
Cellular component (GO): nucleolus
Molecular function (GO): RNA binding
Source: RefSeq, a predicted model, not a curated record